Molecule: messenger RNA, 8859 nt
Organism: Parus major (Great Tit)
Lineage: Eukaryota; Metazoa; Chordata; Aves; Passeriformes; Paridae
Gene: ATOSB
Product: family with sequence similarity 214 member B
Exons: 13
Coding region: 5332-7137 (601 amino acids)
Source: RefSeq, a predicted model, not a curated record
GUCAAGGGUACUGGCAUUGCCAGGCCAGGCUCCCUGCCCAGUUUGCUGGCUUGCAGGGUCUGGGUCAUUUCUCAUUUUGCUCACACACUCCUUUCGUGCAUGGGGCUGUCACAGAAAUUAGUCAGGAGGGGGUGAAUCACAGAGGAAUGAGUCAGUGGGAAGCAGAAGGAAGGUGCUUGUGCAGGACAGGGUUUUAAGGGAGCCCAAGGGUCUGAGUCCUAUGCUGAGUCCCUGGGAGAUGGGCUGUGGGUACCAGAGGAGAACUGGGAAAGCCACAGGGCUUAGUAGGUGGAGGCAAUGCCUCUGCCUUGGGAACAGGCCAGGAUCUUAGCUACAUGCCGAACUCCAGUCGUGGGUACACUGCUGGAAAGUCCUGGGAAGGCUUGGGGCAUCUUUGGUGCUGAAGUUUUCCAAAAAAGAGCACUGCAAGGGAGCAGUGCAGGGAACAGGUAUGCCUGCCUUCAGUGAAUCGGGAGGACCUUCAUCCCCACACAGGCGGUGGGGUGUCCAGCCAGCUCUAGGCAAGCUGAGCAAGUCUCUGUACUGGUCAGAUCCUGCCCAGUUGUCUGAGAGAGCAGAUGCAGGACGGUAAAAUGAGUGAUACUUGUUGGGGCAGAGAAUGGUAAAAAAAUAGCUCUGGAUUGAGUGAAGACAGCAUGGAGGAAAAGCUGGGAUGGAGAUAAUACACUGGAGAUUUGGGGACAUGGGUGCUUCUUAACUCCAAAACCCCUUGUGUGACCUGGGCUCUGCUGCAGACCCUUGAAGGUAUUGCAAGGCUGCUUCUCUCAUCAAGGGACCUGCUCUGGACUGCUGGGUUUCCAUCUAGCACAGCUGGCCUCUGCUGAGUUGGACUGCUUAUUGUCCUUCUCAUGACUCCUGAGACAGGCCCCUCGUGGGCAUGGUGGAGACAGCCUUGGUAUCAGAGCUACAGCAGCACAGCCGAAGCUCUCUGUGUCUGGGGCCAAACUUCUUGGAGCAGGUACUUGGGAAUUCUGUCUUGGAAUAAUGUAGGUGUUUUGCAGCAGGCACUGGUAUUGCUACCAGCCAGAGCAAGGAUCAGGUACUCGAACAAAAGCAGCUCCUACUGAUCUCGGGUUGAGAUGAGUCUCUUUUUUCUACAUCCCCAAGGUAUGCAGGUGCAGGUACUCCUUGGUGGCACCCUUGGCUGGGCAGAAUGGAGCCCAACAGGCUCCAACAGUCUCCAGAGAUGAGCUGGAGCUCUGGCUUCUUGGGUGCUGCAGUGGGCAGAAGCUGAGAGUGGUAGGCUUGCGCAGCAGCAGGAGGGAAGGCAGUGAAGGGAGCCUUCACUGCUGCUGCAGGCUGUGGGUUUGCAGUGAAGCUGCAGCUCCCUUGGGAGGUGCCCAGGAGCAGGAUGAGAAGCAAUGGGACACAAGGAAAAUUCCAAUUAGACGCUAGGAAAAAUAUUUCCCUGCAAGGCAAUUAGACUCUGGAGUAGGGCCCAGAGGAAGGAGGCAGUUUCUACACUUGGUGACUUUGAGCUCCUGGCAUGGGGCAAACUCCAAGCGAUUUGUUUGAACUUAGCCCUGCUGUUAGCAUGACUGGACCCAAACCCUCUGAGGUCCCUUCUCACUGUUGUUCCUCAGUUCUGCAGUUCUCAGGUUGCUUGGCAAUGUCACAUCUCAUGGACUGUUAGAUUGACCAGCUUGGAGGCACAUAGAGGGCUCAAGGUCUUGUUCUGUCCAUCCCCUUGUCACUUGGACUUAUCUGUAUGGUAUUAGUAGUGGUGGGAGAUGGAGGCACUGCCUUAGGAGCAUUGCUCAGCUCAUUCACUUUCCCCAGCUUCUCUUAGCUGGAGCACCCAUCUCUCUGUAAUCUGUAUUAUUUCCUUUCCACACGAGCACGAGAAACCAGUGGGCAAUGAAACACAGGAUGUAAAGCAUCCUCCUUGCUUUGCUGGAAGAACAGAGCUGUGAUGUGUCAGGGGUUGCUGGUGUUUUUGGAAGGCUCAUGAGGAUGCUGGACUCCAGUCCUCCAGAUGCAAAGUUUAUCUUUCCUGUGGUGCCUGUCCCAGAGAUAGUGGUGGUUGGAAGGGAAGUUAGUGGUAGCUUUUUCAAAGGUUCCAGCUGUUUGACCAUCCUCAGCAGAUGGACACUGAGAUGAGCCCAAAGAAGUGUCUGGAAAGAAUUAUUUACUCACAGUACUUUCUGUUUCUUUGCCAGCCAUUUAUUCUCAUGGUUGUUCUUUUCCUGAUCCUGCUCUUCUGCAAGGCUGACUGCUGGCAAUCUUAUGAGCCUUGUCUUCAGGAACAACUUUUCUGUGUGAUUUAUUGUGUCUCGGAGCUUUGACCUGGUGUCUGAUGUUGCAGAAGCCCAUGUCUGGUGUGUAAGUGUUCAGAGGGUGUUUACAAUGUUUGGCCCAUCCUGUCUGCAAGAGUAAUGAACCAGAGCAAAGGGGUCUGCUUGUAGCCUUGGCUCCUGGGUUAAGCUGACCUGCAGCAGUAGCUACAUCUGCUUUCUCAUCUGGCAGAGGCUGGGUGGAUGUUCAGGCUCCCUGUAUGUGUGUUUUCAAGGUCUAGAACAUCCUCAUAAACCGUGUUAGUCCCCAAUCCCUUCUAUAGUUGCUCCUUUCAGCCUUUCUUUUGGGCUUGUCCACACUGGGCUGCCAUUGCUGUGCACUCUGCUCUCCCUUCCUUAGCAGUCCACACAAAACUCUCAAUGCUGCUCUGGACAUGCUGGCUUUACUUGGAUAUCCCUGUUGCAGCACCCCCCUACACUUUGGGAGCAGCAGGAUCUGGUGGUUUGGAUUAAGAGGUCCCUGAGGUCUGUGUUCCCAUCUGCCAGAGCAAGUGCUGUAUGGCAGGGGAUGAACUGGUUUCUGGUAGGCCAUGGAGAGUUCUUAGGUCCCUCACAGGCUCUGCCUCCCUAGGAGGGUAUGGUCUAGAGGGACAUCUGUGUCCUCAGGGCAUGAAUCAACCACCAGGUUGAAGAUGUUCUGACUUAGCUGCCUCUGCUCUCUGUGGGACCCCAGGGGUGGUUUAGUCUGUGUGGACAAGGAGGUUUGCAGUUUCAUGGGGUGUAAGAGGACCUGGACUGUGUCUCCUGCUGCCCUUCAUAUGGACAUGCCUACAGUCCCUCUUACCCCAUGUUUCCCUUCUUAAAGCCUUCUGCUCUCAUGUGUUUGCCUUCAUUAUGGGCAGCAGUGUGAAUGUUUACAUUACAGUUGUGGCACCCUUUUCCUAAGCCCACCAGUCCUACAGGAAAGAGAGGUUUUUCUUUUCUAUGACAAGGUGCAGGACAUUAAAUUCGUGGUGAAAAUAGUCUUUCCCUGCAGUAGCCCUGAUUGUGUCCAUCUUCUUAAAAUCAAAGAUGGACAAAGCCUCACCCUUGUGGCCCAAAUACCUGCCCAGCACAGGUCAUAUGCUAGACUGGCCUGUGCUAGACUUGAGCCUUUCUAAAUCGCAGCUGGAAAAGCAUGAGUUGGAUGGGUGUGCACAGCUGUGUGUGUGUCGUAUCUCCUCCCCCUGUGCCACGUACAUGUCUAGUACAGGGAGUGGAAAAGAUGCUGAAUGUCCCUACAGCUGCUGCAGCCUUAUCUGCAGGCUGCAGCUUGGUAACCAAGCAGGAGGCCCGAGUGCCUGUGCUCAAGCACCUCCCUUGGAGGACUCUUACAGUAAAAGGAAGUGUAUUGCAAGAGGGCUUGCGGUGGGGAGGGGCAGUUCCCACGGGGCAAAUGCUGCAGUGCACAAUCCUUGCUGCCCUCCCCAUUGCAAGCCAUUUGCUUACCCCCUCUUCCAAUGUGUAGCUUUGACACCCGGAGCUGAUCAGAGCGAUUCAGCACCUCUGGGACUUCCUCCACUGCCCUGAAGUGCCUGGUGACUGUUUGGGGAGCUGGCAUCAAGCUCUGGACUGGAACAGCCUGUCUGUGGGGUCAUCAGUGACUGAGGUCCCAUGGGCCUGUCCCUCAGGCCACCACCCCUGGAGAGAGACAGGAGGGCUGGAAGGGAGCUGGCUGACAUGUCCCUGUGCCUAGGUGGCCAGGGGCUUGCUUUCACAUUCUUUCUUGCCUCAAGCAGCUACCCCGAGGUGGAAAGACACAGCUUUUUAUGAUGUGGAGCAAGCACAGAGGAAUUUGCUGCUUGUGGACAGCUGUUGUCCUGGGCCUGGCUCGUGUCCUCCAGCACUUCUCACCUAGCGCUGCCUAUGGAAGGGGAAUGGGGGCUUGCCCACCCUCGACUCCAUGUGCCAGGCAAGUGGGUGCCACCUCGGGCUAAUGGGGGUGAAUAGCUGCGGUGGAGCCUAGCAGCAUCCUGCUGCCUCUGCAGGGAUCCUCUUGGGCAGCGGAGAGUUUUCCCCACCCCCAGCUCUGCCGCUGCCUCUUUGUUUUCUGGCAGAAGCCUCUGUGCCUUUUCAUUGCCGUUGAGGCGCCGAGCAGGAGCGUGCAUGUGCCGCGUGUGCGUCUCGCCGGGAAUGUGAUGCGGGCUGGGAAUCCUGCCGGGCCAGGCAUCUCCCCUGCAGGGCAGCGGAGGCCAAACAGCAGCUUCAGGGGUCUCCUUCCCAUGGACUGUUCCUCCGGUCGAGCAAGGCUUCGAGGCAGCUGGUCUCCCGCACAAAACCCUCUUUUGCGUUGACAGCGCUUCUGCACCUUGCCACAAGUCGAGCAUCAAAGCUGCAGUGCCCAUGGGUUGUGACCACAGGGGAGUUGUGUUGCAUCUGCAAAUCUUUGCUGUACAUCAAGAGCACAUCUGAACAGGCAUCUCUUAAUGGAAGAAAACAAAAACAAUUCCAAGCUCUUCUCCUUAUCUGUGGGGCCAGAAAGUGUCCUGUGCUGUGGGUGGAAGGGGGAGGAGGUGAACAUGAGACCAGGAGCUAGCUGGAGGCCCAGAGAUUGCUGCAGUGUCUUGGAAAGCAAGACAUGAAAUGUUCACCAGAAAGAAAGAGGAAUCUGUUCCUAUGCACAGGGUUUCAUACAGGAAAGCAUGCAAAAGGGAUGUAAAAUCAAGCCAGAGCCACUGUGGACACUGAAGAGCUGGAGAGGACGUUGCAGAGGUUCGGAGGCACACCGUGAUGGUGGGAGCCAUUCCACGGCAGCCACGCCGCUUCUGGGGGGUGCCUGACUGGCAGGUGUCUUCAGCUAAUUGUGCCAACGACCGCCUGCUGCAGGGCAGGGAGGUUAAUCUGGAGCAAAGCAGGGUCCUGAUGCAGAGGGAUGCUGUGCUGCAGAGCACCUCGUAGUAGAGGGCUCACACAGAGAUCCUGAGUGAGAGAGGGCCCAGCUCACACCCCCUGCCCUUGCACCCUCACCUGUGGCACUUUACAGUCCCCCUCCUGCUGCUGCAUGGGCUCCACUGGGAGUCCCAGCAAGUGAGGCUCCAUGCGGCACAUCCACACAGAGACGUGUCUGCCCCCGGAGCGCAGCACAGACCCCAGCCUGUCCAGGCCCAGCGGGGAGACACCCUUGGAGCCUUCCUCACAGUGCUGCACCCACCGCAGCAUCCUCAUGGGCUACAAUGAGACAGAGAUCAAGCGCCAGAAGGUGUACCAGGUGUCCAUCUUCUCCCACCUCUCCAGCUCUUCUGAGAGCACGGAGCAGCGGGCAGGCACCCGGCCAGCUGUCAAGAGGGGAUACCCCGAGCAACGAACUCUGGAGGGGGGUCGAGAUCCAAAAAGAACUCACUGGGGUGAAAAGGGGGUGGAUGGGGGCCCUGGGCAGCCUUCCCUGGAUGAUGAUGAUACCUUUGAGGAUGGUCUGCUGGUGGAGGAGCUCUCCCUUUGUGGUUCUGCCCAGCACUUCUCCCACAGUGGGCUGCGGGUGGUGGAGCAUCGCUGUGAGGGCAGCAGAGAGGACAAGUUGCAGGAUGUCUCCUCCUCCUCCUCCUCCUCCUCCUCCUCCUCCUGGCCCCGGCACAUUGCUUGCAGUACUUUGCACAUGAGAGACAGUUGCCCUGUCUCAUCAGGGGAUCAGCCCAUAGACUAUGGAGAGAAUGGGGAGCCAGCAAGUGGCCACAAUGUACUUCACCUUGAAUUGCACAGUAUUGCACAAACGACCCAGGUGGACCCAGGUGGGAAGAGAGAGAAGCCAGGGAGCAGCCCAUCUCAUACCAGUAGGGCUAGCAGAGAAGCAGAAGGGCCAGUGGUGGCCAAUGGGUGCAGGGAGUCCCCUGUUCCACAGACAGUGCUCAGCCCUGAGCCCAGCAACUUGAGCUCACAGGAGAUGACACCCUGUGGGAGCAGCCAGCUCAGCAGCACUUGCCCAGCCAAAAGGAAGUUGCUGCCCGCUGGUGAGGUUAUGGCUGACUCUUGCUCUGAGGAUGAGAGCCUGUCCCCACCAGCAAGGAAGAAGAGGGUCCUGCCAUGCCAUCCUGUGCCCACAGCCUGCCGCAGCACGGAUGCCAAGGGAGCUCCGUUCUGGAAUCACCUGCUUCCUGCAGCCAAGAGCUCUUCUGAUUGCACCACAGUUGGGAGGAGGCUGAAGAGUGGGCUGCGACUCAAAUCGCGACAUCUCCGAACCAGCCUCCGGAGAGGCACCAGGUCCCCUACAGCGCCCUGGGCCACCACCACUGUCAGCCAUGCUCUGCUGGGCAACUUUGAGGAGUCCAUCCUGAAGGGGUGCUUUGCACCAUCAGGGAGGAUCGAGGGUUUCACGGCAGAGAUCGGUGCCAGUGGCUCCUACUGUCCCCAGCAUGUCACCCUGCCUGUCGACGUCACCUACUUCGACAUCUCUGAACACAGCGCGCCCUCGCCUUUCCUGGGAGUGAUUGACUUGGAGGCCUUGGGAAAGAAGGGUUACAGUGUCCCCAAAGCUGGAACCAUCCAAGUGACCUUAUUUAACCCAAACAAGACUGUGGUGAAGAUGUUCUUGGUGACAUACGACUUCCAGGACAUGCCGGCCAACCAUAUGACCUUCCUACGCCAUCGCAUCUUCCUGGUGCCCGUGGGGGAGGAGGAGGGGUCCACAGCAGCCCCCAGUGACCCACUGGGCACCAGCCCGCCCCGCAGGGUCCUCUGCUACCUGAUGCAUCUAAGGUUUCACAGCUCCAAGUCAGGGAAGAUCUACCUUCAUGAUGACAUUCGGCUGCUUUUCUCCCGCAAGUCGAUCGAGGUGGAUUCGGGGAUCCCCUACGAACUGAAAUCCUUCACAGAGAUGCCGCGGAACCCCUGCUACUCACCCCGGGCCUGACCUUCUUCACCCCAGACCCCAGGGCCACUGGGGAGCCUCCAGCCCAGCACUUUGGGGAGAGAUGAGUAAAGGGCCAGCACACACUGCUUUGAGAUAGCACCCACCCUCCUGACCAGCAUGGACACCAAGCUCUGCAGCUGGGCUGGGAUCACCCAGGGGGCUUCACCAAGAGGGGCAGAGGCUGAGGAGCAGCCCUGGCACUGCAGGGACAUGCCCAAGCCUGCUGCUGGCACUGCUCCCAGCCUGUAGCCUUUGCUGUGGCUGAGGUGGGUGGGUGUGGAGUGAAGGGCUGGACUGGAGCUGUGAGUAAGACCACCCACACGGGGCCCCAGGUCAGGGAGCAGAAAGUGUGAAAGAGUUUGUAUUUAUUAGUAUUUAUUGUUGCUGGGAGCACAGAGGAGGCUAGUGUAGAGGAUCAGAGGUGCUGUGCUUGUUCUUCCCCCCAGCCCUGCCUGCACCAGGCUGCCUGUGUUCGAGCAGGGCUGUGGGGACUGCGAGAAUGACUAGGGACAAGGAUGCCUCAGCCCAUGCAAGGGAGUGUGACCCAAUGUUCACACAGGGUGCAGGUCAGGGGUGUGUUAAAAGCCCUGUGACAGGCUGAGCCUCUCUGGCACCAGCUUUGCAGGGCCAGCCCAACUCCAAGCAGUUUGAGGAGGCUGCACUUAUCUUCAGUCUUUUAGGGCAAGCCAGACCCCAAGAGGCCUAUGGCUGUCAAGGAAGUGUCCACUGCCAGGUUCCUGAAGGUAAGAGACACAGCUGCCACGUGGAUGGGGACCUGGGGCUCUUUGCAGGAAUAUGGGGAUAGCCCUCUGGGCAAGAGCCUCCAGAGCACGUGAGCUGUGGACCUGAGAAGAUUGCCAAAAUAAAAGGAACCUUGCACUGUCUUUGGGUGUGGGGUGAAUCCCAUGCAGGAGGCAGCUUUGGGCAGGGGUCUGCCAGCAGCAUGAUCAGAUGCGGGAGGAUGGUCAUUAGCCCCAGCUUAGUCCUUGGGAAGCGGGGAAGCAACAGAGGAUUUCAAACUCUGGGAGCUGGGCUGGAUCCUCGGGAGCAGCAGGACUGGGAGAAUCCAGACUGGGGCAGUCAGAGGGGAAGGGCCAAGGGUUAAACAAACUUGCACAUUCCCAGUCUGUAUCGCCCCUCUGCCCUCUGAGGGUCUCAGCAAGGCUCCCCCUGCCAGCCCAAGGUGAGGGGAUACUCAGCACUUCCAUCAGAGGGAACAAGAAGGGGAGAGGCGCGACCCCAUCAACUCCCACCCCUGGGGCUGAGACCCCGGCGCGGGGUGUGGGGCUGGGCCAGGACUGGGGGGUGCGGGGGUGAGGUCCUGCUCUGCCCGGCCCGGGGGCGGCCGAGGGGCUCCGGCCCUGCUGCACUGGGGUUAGGAAGCCUGAACCUGCCCCUAUACUGCCCGUACACUGGGUUCCUGAGCCCCCCAAACGGACCCCCCUUACACCGGCGCUUGCUCCCCUCAAACCGGGGCCCUGAAUCCCCCAAACCGUGUAUCUGAGCUCUCCCCCAGCCGGGGGUCUGAGCCCCCCGACACCGGGGGCCGCUCCCCCCACUGCCCUGCCCAGCGGGACUCGGGCCACGCCACCACACCGGAGUCUCCCUCGCCCCCAGGUCACCGGGGCUGCCCCUCUCGCCGUGGCCCUGCGGGCUCGCGAAGGCCGUGCCGGUGCUUCCCGUGUUCGUUUCUAAUUUAAUAAACGUCCGUUUGGAGCUCCA